UUUCAGGGGUGUACAGGUGGGGUGUUGAAGAUGUCCAUUUCCGCUUUUUUUAAGGGAUGUUAUUUAAAGGAAUGAACACAGGACAUUUUUCGAUUUUUGCGGCGGAGGCAAAUGCUACCGCAACGACAAGCAAUUAUUCAUUGUGGAAAGUGUUAACAUUGAAUGGCGAAGACAUCUCGUCUUUCUGGGAAAUGUUUCUUGGGAUUACACUAUGGAUGGUCAUUUCAUAUGUAUUUGUUUAUAUUGUUGUUGCAUUGAUUUCAAUGAUUAUGUUACGAAAUCAUCCAUGGAUGUUUAUUUAUGCAGCUUCUAUAUUUGGGAUGGCAAUAUUAGGCCCAGCAACUGUUGGUGCGUUAACAAGUGCUUCGAUAGCACUGAUGUUUACGUCGGCUGAUAAAGCAAUUAGUUGCUGGCACUGCAUGAUGCUUGGUUCAGCACAAACACUUGCCGUCGUGAUUAUCAGUUUCUCAAGGAUAUUAGCUACUCUCUAAUCACUUCUUUUUUUUGCGGAAUCGACGAUGUAUAAAUAUGAAUUUGUGUGGUCAGUUUGUGAUGUGUUGCUGUUUUGGCUGCGGAUACAGCGUCCUGUUUUCUGAUUUGAGAAAGGUUUUACGUCCUGCAUUUGAAAUGCUGAAAUUUCUAGUAGGCAGUCAAAUCUUUCUCAUGCAACUUUAUAUAAAGAUUUCACUCACAUUCGUGGUGGCUCAUUUUUGGAUUUUUUGGAAUUCCAGAAUUGAUAUUUCUUCUGAAUUUUUUUUCGUUUUCAUUUCCUUGGAGCGGAGAUAAGUUACUUGGGGAAAAUAUGAUUCAGUCGAUGAAACCUAGUAAAAUCAUCUAGUAGUUCAUGUCUUCCAUCAUUGUUUGAACGGGGAACUGCAUCGUUCAUGUGGACCUGGAUUAUAUUAUUGUACUUGAUGAUGAGUUUCAAUUCUUUUUUUCCAUUAUCAUUGCUAAUUUUCUCUCACGUUUUUUCGUAUCCACUAUAGUUCCUGCUGUUGUGCUUAAAAACCACUUUUUCUUGUUUUUACGACAUUGUUGCUCAUUUUAAAGAUAGUUUUCCGAAUUAUGAGAAGAAGUGCAAAGUUGAAUGUUUCAUUCAAUUUUGCAUUUCCGAACAUUCUCCAAUUAAAGCAAAGCAAAAUAUCCUUUGUUAGAUUUAUGAAAAAG
Messenger RNA from Loa loa (African eye worm), 1167 nucleotides. RefSeq lists its product as hypothetical. The record is from RefSeq and is a predicted model, not a curated record. Bases 57 to 491 code for a protein of 144 amino acids. NCBI's taxonomy places the organism in Eukaryota, Metazoa, Nematoda, Chromadorea, Rhabditida, Onchocercidae. The transcript is spliced from 3 exons.